AUGAGUUUAAAAGAUGGUGAGCUCAUUGAGCAAGUCGAAAGUUUUUCCUUUUUAUAUAAUAAAAAUGCUCCCAGUUUUAAAGACAAAAUUGCACGGGAAAAUGCGUGGAAGACCAUUUGGUCAAUUUUGGAAGUGCCUGGAUACAUUUUCACAAGUGUCCCAGAUGUCCACAGAGGACACAUCAAUAGAGGACACAUCAAUAGAGGACACGUCCAUAGGAAGUUUGUCAGUGUGUCGAGGAUAGAACCAGCUCCACAGAGCCCACUACUUCAACGCCAUCUUCAAGUCGCCAAAGUGGCAAUCCCACCCAAAUGUCAGAAUUGCGGGCUGACACCCGGGCCUGUAAGAGAAGGAAGGUGGAAGAUGGAGAGCUAG
Messenger RNA from Brassicogethes aeneus, 375 nucleotides. Lineage: Eukaryota; Metazoa; Arthropoda; Insecta; Coleoptera; Nitidulidae. The record is from the annotation of a GenBank genome assembly.